CCUCCAAGUACAACUUCAUUAGCUGAAAGUGGAUCAUCAUCUUUACCAUCUGGAUCAUCAUCAUCCUUAACAUCUGCAUCUACUGUAACUCAUAAACCAAAGGCAAGAAAUGUCCCUUAUAGACCUUCAGAAGAACAACAAAAACAAAUUGAUUUAUUAACAGCUAAAGGACCAGCUAAAAUCCCCAAUUUACGUACAGUGACAUCUACUACUCAAACUGAUUAUUUUGAUGUUUUACCAUCAUUUCAAAUGUUUCAAUCGAUCUUAAGAAGGGAUGAUAAUCAAUUCAAUGAGAAUUUAUCCAUUAGACCUCCUGAAUAUGGUGAUACUAAUAAUUCAUCACCUACUCCACCUCCACAUUUAUCACCUCGAAAUUCAUCUACUCAAAUAGAUGGGGUAUUAGGUGAAGUUUCUGAACGAUUGAAUGAAUAUGGAUUAAAUGAAGAUCAUGAUGAUGAAGAAGAAGAAGAAUACUUUCAUGAUCAUGAACAUCAUCAUAGUAAUAUCACUUAUGAUAAUCAUGGUCAUUCCCCCUUGGAUAAUAUUGAUAAAUUACCUAAAUUGAAUAAAUCACCCAUUGAUAUUCAAAUCUUUGUCACUAAGAAAGUCCCAGAACCGCAUACUAAUAAUGAAUUAGAAACGAGAUUGAAAGAAUAUACUAGUGGAGAUAUGGUUAAUGGAUAUAUUAUAAUCACCAAUAAAUCAGAUAAACCGGUUAAUUUUGGUUUAUUCACGGUAUCAUUAGAAGGGACAGUUAAAGAAGCAGAACGAAAUCUUGAUAUCCAUUCGAUUGAUUCGAAUCGAUUUAAUAAGAUUCUUAUGAAGAAAUUUUUAAAAAUGUAUGAUUUAAAUGCAUCUUAUGGAUAUACUCAUAUUCCUAGUAGUGCUGGAGUUGAAUAUGAACAAUAUACUAUUGAUUCAAGUGAUGGAUGUCAAUUUGGAUUACCUAAUGAACGUGUCUUACAACCUUUUAAAAAGUAUAAGAAAUUCUUUACGUUUAAAUUCCCGGAAAAGUUAUUAGAUAAUUCAUGUAUGCAUGCUUUAAUUCCUCAUAUUUUACCUCCACCCUCGAUGGGAUUUGAUAGAACUAGUUUCUUUAAUAAAGGUGAUUCGAUUCAAUUGAAUAAAGCUUUAGGAUAUGGAUUUUUGAAUGUGAAAGGUACACCAUUAAUCACCAGAGAUUAUAGUUUUGAAGAUGUUAGUGUGAGUUAUACUAUUGAAGCUAAAUUCAUUGAUAAAUUGAAUUCAAAUGAUAAUCUGCCUUUAUCACCCGAUGAAAUUAAUGAUCCUGAAAAUCCAGAUGCAAAUAAAUAUGUGAUUUCAAGAAGUAAUCAAUAUUUCGUAAGAUUUAUUCCUGAUUUAAGAGAACAAUUCCAAUAUUAUAAUUUAGGAUUUCAAUAUAGUCCUGAUUCAUUUGCUAAAUCUGGGAUUGAUGGGAAAUUAUUCUUGGAUUAUAUACAUUUAACAACCUGGAAGAAUAUUAAUUUAGAGAAUUUUCAAAUUGAACAAGAAAUUGAUUUAAGAUUAAGUAGAGAAGAAAUGACGAAUGAAGAUAUCAAACAUAAGAAUUUAAUUCUUGAUAAUAGUGAUUUAACAAGAAAGAGAUCCCAAAAGAUAUCCAAGAAGCAUCAAGCAUAUCAAGAAUUACAACGAAUUGAUUAUCAUAAUGAAGAAGAAGAAAAACAAGAACAAAAAUUUUAUCAAGAACAAUAUAUGAUUGGAACCAAAAUCCCGACUCAAGUUUAUGGUAAGAAGAAGAAAAUGAUCUUAUCAUCAUUAGUUAAGAUUGGUGAUUCGAAAUUAUAUGUCAAAGUUCCUCAUAAGAUCUUGCCCUAUGGAUCACCGAGAUUAUUACAGAAAUAUAAUGGUACAUUAGAAGAAGACGCUGGAAGUAAUCAUAUAUCACCAAGUAUUUCAAAUACGUUAGAACCAGUUAGUAGUCAUAUGUCUGAACUUUAUAAUCGUGAUGAGAAUGAUAAUAUUUCAUCGAUUGAUAUUAGUGUAAUUUUCAAUGCGUUAGGUAAUGAUGCUACUAUUAAACCACCUCAAAUCAGUUAUAUUGAAGUUAAUGUGAUCUAUUGGUCAUAUUAUACUGAAUACCCCUUACCGUUUGAAUUAAAUUAUGAUUUCUUUUAUACUAAUCCUGAAGAAGAUGAUAAAAAACAUAAUGACUAUGUUGAAAUUACAAGAAAGAAUUUACAAGGAUUGAAAGAUCAAGUAGGGAAUUAUAUUCAAUUUUUAAAAUCAAAUCAGAAAUUCGUAUCUAAGAAUAGUUAUCUUUAUCUUAAAUCGAUUAAAUCAUUAGGGAUUAAGAAAGAUACCAUUAAAGAGUAUUAUAAGACUAUAACUCCUCAAAGUCAUCCUGAUAUCUUAGGAAAUGAUUCCUGGUCAAAAGCUAAUCAUACUAAAUUCGUUAAAGAUUUAACCAUCCCAUUGAUCCCCAUUAAUAAAAACAAUGUGACGUUAUUGCCUAGUUUUCAAAAUUGUUUAGUAGGGAGAAUCUAUUGUUUACAAGUGGUGGUUAAAUAUAAGGGUAAUGGAGGUAAUGAACAGAAUGAAUUUGCUGAUAAUAUAAUUAAAGUAGAUAUCCCAAUUUUAGUGGGGUAG
This is a messenger RNA of Scheffersomyces coipomensis, 2607 nucleotides long. Its product is annotated as ubiquitin-ubiquitin ligase. The annotation marks the transcript as partial. Gene Ontology annotation, molecular function: ubiquitin-ubiquitin ligase activity. The transcript is spliced from 2 exons. The record is from RefSeq and is a predicted model, not a curated record. NCBI's taxonomy places the organism in Eukaryota, Fungi, Ascomycota, Pichiomycetes, Serinales, Debaryomycetaceae. Gene Ontology annotation, cellular component: ubiquitin ligase complex. Gene Ontology annotation, biological process: protein monoubiquitination; protein polyubiquitination.